AUGUCGGAGGAGCUCCAAGAGGUCAACAUGUCAUAUGUCUUGGCAUGGCAUCCAUAUUCGCGAGCUAACGACCUCCCAGAGGCAUUUGGACAAUUUGCGAAGGAACUCGAAGUUGUUGCUAGAUCCAGAGGUGGUGUGGCCGCUGUAGAUUUAUUCACAGGAAGAGGUUUGCAGAAUGGCUUCCAUAUUGCGAAGACCAUUCUCCAAUCAGUUGUAUUUGGUGUUACAGAUAUAUACGAUUUAUGUCUUCAACAAGCUGAUGAAAUUGAAAAAUGCUGUGUUAUAGAAGAACAUGAUAUGGUUGCAAAAGUUAAAGGUCUUGAGCAAGGAGAAAGAGUUCCUAUCCACUUUGGACCUGUUCCUGAACUCUUUGAUUCCCUUUGCGAAUUCUUGUGCUGCAACAUCCUUCGCCGCGUCUUGGAGAUGUGGAUGGCUGUUGCUUACGUCAAGGCUGCUCAUAAAGUUGCAAAUGGCGAUGCAAAUGCUACAGUACCAAAUGAAAAAAUGAUUAAAUUCCUUACAUACAUAGCAACAGAAUUGUCAGAACCACCGUUAGUUGUUGAUGAUGAUCUUCUCGAAUGGAUCAAAGAUGCAGCUCAGGACGCUAUCAAGGAUAUUGAUGCAAAAUUCCAAGAAUUUAAGGGUCUCUCCGCUCAUCGCGUUGAUGAUUUCAUAUUCAUGAUUAAUUGGCAAAAUCUCUUUAUCAACUUGUACAACGAUAUUCUUGUCAUUUCUGAAAUUAUUUACACAUCUUACGGAAGCAGCAAGUCCUGGGAUCAGUCACCACUUUUACUCCCAAUUGUUAUGAUGAGUGCUGGCGCUGUUUCUCUUCAACGCACUAUUAUGAACGUAUUCAAGACAUGCAUUCCUGAAAACGCUCCAAAGAUGCGUGCUCACCAACGUCUCAUGCAAAAACUAUUUCCAGCUUAA
Messenger RNA from Trichomonas vaginalis G3, 930 nucleotides. RefSeq lists its product as uncharacterized. Bases 1 to 930 code for a protein of 309 amino acids. NCBI's taxonomy places the organism in Eukaryota, Parabasalia, Trichomonadida, Trichomonadidae. The transcript has a single exon. The record is from RefSeq and is a predicted model, not a curated record.